Gryllus bimaculatus (two-spotted cricket) is the source of this 648-nucleotide messenger RNA. Lineage: Eukaryota; Metazoa; Arthropoda; Insecta; Orthoptera; Gryllidae. The record is from the annotation of a GenBank genome assembly.
AUGGUGGUGGAGGUUGAAGAGGGAAAGGUGGAAGGAAGGAAAGCGCUGGUGGGGAUAGUGGCCUCCCCGAUGUCCGCUGUGGCUCCCCCGCUCCACACGUACAGGUCCCGCCGCGGUCGUCGCCUUCGCUGCCGGGAAGAGUUGGCAACACGGCAGGGGGAGGCGCAGCCGGCGCAGGCGAGCUCGUCGGCGCGCGCGCCCGCGCCCGCCCGGCCCCGCGCGCGCCCGCGCCCGCCGCUGCUCCGCGGGCCGAGCGGCCGUACCAUCAGGUUGGAGGAGUUCAGAGCGGAGGUUCAACGCCGCGACCAAGAGAUCCUGGCCAUGUCCGCGAAGAUGAAGACCUUGGAGGAACAACACACCGAUUACCAGCGCCACAUCGCGGUGCUGAAGGAGUCGCUGUGCGCCAAGGAGGAGCACUACAACAUGCUGCAGGCUGACGUCGUCCGCACAUUGAACAUCGCCCUCGAGGGGAAACAAAACGGCAUACGAUCGGGCGAAACGACGUGUGACGGUUUGGCGCUAAUGGACGUAAUGUCAUGUCGAGCGGCGGACGGGGAGGGCGGGCGUGGUGGAGGAGGGGAAAGAGGUCGGAGUGGCGAGUCGGCGCGGGAGGAGAGGGCCUGGGGGCUAAUAGUUUUGCUCCAUUGA